Theileria parva strain Muguga is the source of this 874-nucleotide messenger RNA. It is a transcript of the gene rpiA, whose product is annotated as ribose 5-phosphate isomerase A. Gene Ontology annotation, molecular function: ribose-5-phosphate isomerase activity. The coding region runs from base 132 to 857 and encodes 241 amino acids. NCBI's taxonomy places the organism in Eukaryota, Apicomplexa, Aconoidasida, Piroplasmida, Theileriidae. Gene Ontology annotation, biological process: pentose-phosphate shunt, non-oxidative branch. The transcript is spliced from 5 exons. The record is from RefSeq and is a predicted model, not a curated record.
AAAAAUCUCAUUUUUAAAAAAUUCUUGCUGAUUUUUGUUAAACUAAAUUAAAUUCUACAAUUUAAGUUGUUAAUUUGUGUAAUAAUGCUUAAUUUCGAGAUUAAAUGAGAAAUGUGUAAAAAGAGAGUAUUAUGAACAAGAGCAAUCAGCUUAGUCUAAUGAAAUUAGUGGCUGAAAAAGCCGUAGAUACUUACGUUAAAAGUAAUUCAAUAAUCGCACUGGGGACUGGAAGGACCAGCACAUUUGCCCUAGAAAGAUUAGCAAAUCAUAUUAAAACUAAAUCAAUAACUAACAUUUUAGGAAUUCCAACCAGUCAAGCUACUUAUCUUAAAGCUAAGGAGCUUGAAAUACCUUUAAUUAGUUUGGAUGAAGUGAUUGGCUCUGACCGUAGAAUAAACAUUGCGAUUGACGGAGCAGAUUCCGUUGAUUCUGAUUUGAACUUGAUCAAAGGAGGAGGAGGAGCUCUAUUCACAGAAUUCAUGGUUGAACAAUAUUCCGAUCAACUCAUCAUUAUGAUAGAUGAGUCAAAACUAUGUAAUGAUCACCUGUUAGAAUCGCAUUAUUUACCAAUUGAGAUAGUAAAAGGGUGUCAUUUAACCACAUGUAAGCAAAUAUAUUCAAAAUUUAAAUCUCAAAUCGUAAAUUGGAGUGUACGAAUGAACUCAGAUGGGUCACUCUUCUUAACUGAUAACGGCAAUGUUAUCAUGGAUACACAAUUUAAACAAACGCCUCUUGAUCAAUUACAAAAGGAUCUCAAAUUGAUACAUGGAGUAGUUUGUUCAGGGCUAUUUUUAAAUAUGGCUACCAAGUGCCUUGUGGCAAAAUCCGAUAACACAAUUGUAACACUUGAACGUUAAUUUCAUUUUUUACACCA